CGGCGCAAGAGAAGAUAGUACGAUGUAUUAAAUCAUAAGUAAUAUCUCAAGCUGCUGGUGUCGUAAACAAGUAUAUGACGAAGUGCUACAUGCAGAAUUUCCUAUCGACUGAGUCUGGUAUUUACUUGUUUGCUGGCGUGUGUGUGUGAGAUAUAGUAGCUCGCGAGCACAUGGAACAUCUCAAGCUGUGUCUUGCCGCGAGCAGUCUUUCUCGCACAUUGCAGUCACUGAAUUACCUAUAUUGCCGCUGGCUAGAAGUGCACGGCAAGACCAAUACAGAGUAUAUACACUGCUCUUCUGUGAACCGUGUACCGAUGGUUGCUACCGAUCCGCCUGAUCUGGUGUAUCUGCGGUGUAACUGUAGCUCUACUCUCGCAAUUGUGGAUGAUGGGUGUCACGCUGUGCCCCUUGAGCGUCUGCUAUCUUCAUCUGCAAGCACACAUCAACCAGUCACGCAUGAUCCACGAGCACUGUACUGAGGUGAGAUCUUCAUCUAUCUACCGUCUACACACACCACAGUCCACGGGUAUCACUCGCCAGCGCCG
Molecule: messenger RNA, 545 nt
Organism: Boeremia exigua
Lineage: Eukaryota; Fungi; Ascomycota; Dothideomycetes; Pleosporales; Didymellaceae
Exons: 1
Coding region: 171-479 (102 amino acids)
Source: RefSeq, a predicted model, not a curated record